This is a messenger RNA of Trichoderma virens Gv29-8, 360 nucleotides long. RefSeq lists its product as uncharacterized. The transcript has a single exon. The record is from RefSeq and is a predicted model, not a curated record. Bases 1 to 360 code for a protein of 119 amino acids. Lineage: Eukaryota; Fungi; Ascomycota; Sordariomycetes; Hypocreales; Hypocreaceae.
AUGGGUCAGUAUCAUGAUCGAAUCUUACCAAUUGCUCCAUCAACAGAUACGGGCAGCUGGGAAUUCAUUCGGGAUACUUACAAAAACGACUCCGCGUGGGACUUGGAGAAGAGGGCCCUGUUUCUUGCGCCACGAAUGGUCGGAGCUCUAUCAGGCGCUCUUUGGUCGCUUGCUGCAUCACCGGGGUUGACUGUCGAGAUUGGCCGUGGCUCGUCCCAGGUUGCUUGUUGUUCGCAUUUCCAGCAGCCUCAUGAUAAACUUGAUACACUUGACUCGAGCCACUGUGCCUCGCUUCAGAGAGCGUGUGGCUCCCGCUGCUGGGCUCUUGCCGAUGAAGGCGUUGAUGCCAACGAUGGAUAA